Penicillium paradoxum is the source of this 648-nucleotide messenger RNA. RefSeq lists its product as uncharacterized. The record is from RefSeq and is a predicted model, not a curated record. The transcript has a single exon. The coding region runs from base 1 to 648 and encodes 215 amino acids. Lineage: Eukaryota; Fungi; Ascomycota; Eurotiomycetes; Eurotiales; Aspergillaceae.
AUGGCUUUCUACAAUAGCUUUCGCGCCCGCUUGGGAGUAGUCCAUCUACCCCCGAUCCACGAUGGCAUGAUCGUCGUACGUCGACCAGCGAACAAUAACGAAACCGCCAUCUUCUGGACGAGCAACUACUUUCUCCCAAGCGGAAGUAGCGAGCCAAUCGCCAUGAACUAUGAAUCCUUUCUCAGCGACCUGCGGUUUCAUCUUCAGUACGAUCCCGCAUAUGAUCAUAUCCUCUUUCAUGUACCAACCCCAUACGAACUCUUUCCUUUGGACCCUGCUUUGCCUGGUGUAGAGGCUCCCCAAGAUGUGCUGCCUGUAACAUGCGUCGUCCGUGGCUAUGGCCAGUGGAUAUCAGCAUUGGUGGUGAUGCAAUCCUCCCGCUUGAUGCAGCAAUCGAACAUCGAACACGCGCUCCGGGAUGGGUUCGUCACUACGUCGGUUGGUCGUAGGACUCACCCUGUCGCUGCGACACAGUUCUUUCUUAUCCGGGGUAUAGGUAUGCUUGUUAAGAGCCAUCCAACUGACAGACGUGCUAUCUCUAAUAUUGAAAUGCAGAUGCGGAAAACUCGGACUACAACUCGAGUCAAGAGAGAGGUCGCAAUAGUAUCCGACUCUGACACAUGGCCGCGCCAAUUUUGUUUCGAAUAG